Messenger RNA from Numida meleagris (helmeted guineafowl), 7593 nucleotides. RefSeq names its product ArfGAP with coiled-coil, ankyrin repeat and PH domains 3 (gene ACAP3). Gene Ontology annotation, cellular component: cytoplasm. The coding region runs from base 1 to 2583 and encodes 860 amino acids. Lineage: Eukaryota; Metazoa; Chordata; Aves; Galliformes; Numididae. The record is from RefSeq and is a predicted model, not a curated record. The transcript is spliced from 25 exons. Gene Ontology annotation, molecular function: GTPase activator activity; protein binding.
AUGAACCCACAGACGGCAACCAUUGAUGAAGUGGAAACAGAUGUGGUGGAGAUAGAGGCAAAGCUUGACAAGCUGGUGAAGCUAUGCAGUGGGAUGAUUGAAGCAGGCAAAGCCUACAUCACCACAAACAAGCACUUUGUCAGCGGAGUCAGGGACUUGUCACAACAGUGCAAGAAAGAUGAAAUGAUUUCGGAGUGCCUCGACAAAUUUGGGGACAGUCUGCAGGAAAUGAUCAACUAUCACAUGAUCCUGUUUGACCAGGCUCAGAGGUCUGUUCGGCAGCAGCUGCACAAUUUUGUGAAAGAUGACGUCCGGAAGUUCAAGGAAACCAAGAAACAGUUUGACAAGGUGCGAGAGGACAUGGAGAUUUCACUGGUGAAGAACGCGCAGGCGCCUCGGCACAAACCCCAUGAAGUGGAGGAGGCAACAGGAACCCUGACCAUAACCAGAAAGUGUUUCCGGCAUCUGGCCCUCGACUACGUGUUGCAGAUCAAUGUCCUGCAGGCCAAGAAGAAGUUUGAAAUACUGGAUGCGAUGCUGUCCUUCAUGCAUGCCCAGUACACCUUCUUCCAGCAGGGCUACAGUCUUCUCCAUGAACUGGAUCCCUACAUGAAGAAGCUUGCCACAGAGCUGGAUCAGCUGGUGAUUGAUUCCGCAGUGGAGAAGAGAGAGAUGGAGCAUAAGCACGCAAUGAUACAGCAGAGGACCCUCCUGCAGGACUUCUCCUAUGAUGACUCAAAGGUGGAGUUUAAUGUCGAUGCCCCAAAUGGUGUGGUGAUGGAAGGCUACCUCUUCAAGAGAGCCAGCAAUGCUUUCAAAACAUGGAAUCGGAGGUGGUUCUCCAUACAGAACAGCCAGCUGGUGUACCAGAAAAAACUAAAGGAUGUCCUCACGGUGGUGGUGGAAGACCUGCGCCUCUGCACUGUCAAGCCAUGUGAAGACAUAGAGAGGAGGUUCUGCUUUGAGGUUGUCUCGCCUACCAAGAGCUGCAUGCUGCAGGCUGACUCGGAGAAGCUGCGUCAGGCCUGGAUUCAGGCUGUCCAAGCCAGCAUCGCUUCCGCGUACCGGGAGAGUCCUGACAGCUACUACAUUGAAAGACUGGACCGAACUGCUUCCCCAUCAACGAGCAGCAUUGAUUCUGCUACCGACUCACGGGACCGCAAUGUGAAAGGGGAGACCAUCUUGCAGAGAGUGCAGAGCAUCCCUGGGAACGACCAGUGCUGUGACUGUGGUCAGCCAGAUCCCCGGUGGGCCAGCAUCAACCUGGGCAUCCUGCUAUGCAUUGAGUGCUCUGGUAUCCACAGGAGUCUGGGUGUCCACUGCUCCAAAGUCCGAUCUCUCACGCUGGACUCAUGGGAGCCAGAGUUACUGAAACUGAUGUGCGAGCUGGGGAACAGCACCAUGAAUCAGAUCUAUGAGGCACAGUGUGAAGAACUGGGGCUCAAGAAACCAACAGCGGGGAGCUCCAGGCAGGACAAGGAAGCCUGGAUCAAGGUGAAAUACGUGGAGAAGAAAUUCCUGAAGAAGCUACCAAGCGGGGAGGCUCUGGCAGAGAACGAGCGGAAACCUCGGCGCUGGUGCGUGAAGAAGUGCCAGAGGCACAACAGCACCACGAAAGCACCCACAGCUCGGAGAAAGUACCGCCACGAAGCAGGCAACGCGUCGCCAGCCAUGCUAUCCUCAGCAGCCACGCUGGAGAGGAAGUUCCGUCGAGAUUCCCUCUUUUGCCCUGAUGAACUGGACUCACUCUUCUCCUACUUCGACACUGGUGCUGGCUCUGGCCCACGCAGUGCCAGCCACAUCUCUAUGCAGCAUCCGCUAGCAGGUGGCCCAUGGAGUGGCAGUGGCAUUGGUCCCGGUGGGAGCGGUACGCCGUUCCUCCUGGACGGAGGCCCUGCAGGUCUGAGCAGUGACAGCGGACUUGGAGGAAGCACAGAUGGCAGCACUGAUAUCCUGGUGUUUGGCUCUGUGGUGGACAGCGUGACAGAGGAAGAGUGUGAGGUGUCAGAGGAGUCAAGUGGCGAAGCAGAGAUUGAACAGGAGGCAUCAGAUCUGGAGGACCUGAGGGAGCUGCAUCCCGGCCUGUUGAUCUACAAGGCAGCACAGGCCCGAAACCUGCCACUCAUGGCAGAAGCCCUGGCACAUGGUGCUGAGGUCAACUGGGUGAAUGAUGAAGACGAAAACAAAACUCCUCUGGUUCAAGCUGUGAUGGGGGGCUCCUUGAUAGCCUGUGAAUUCCUGCUGCAGAAUGGGGCAGACGUUAACCAAAAAGAUAGCAGAGGCCGGGCUCCCUUGCAUCAUGCCACGUAUCUGGGACAUACUGGCCAGGUCUGCUUGUUCCUCAAGCGAGGGGCAAACCAGCACGCGGUGGACAGUGACGGGCAGGACCCGCUCAGCAUUGCAGUCCAGGCAGCCAAUGCAGACAUCGUUACCUUGCUGCGGCUGGCUCGAAUGAAUGAGGAAAUGAGAGAAGCAGAGGGCCCCUUUGGACAACCAGGUCAAUAUCCCAGCAACAGCCCCACUGAGCUCCAGUACAAGAAGUGUAUACAGGAGUUCAUCAGCCUUAAUAUAGAUGAGUGUUAGUGACAACUCCCCCACCUCCCCUUUGCUGUCUUGAAGUGGGGCUGGAUUUCUGGAAGCCCCAAGAGCCCCAUCCUUGGUAUAUUGGUGUUUCUUGCAGAUUGGUCUGUUUUUGAUGCCUGAGCAUUUGGGUUGAAAUGCACGCAGGAAGGAAUGGGGUCUUUCCUCUUAGUGUGAAGUUCUCAUACUUGACUACUGGAUGGUUGAUUUUUGUGUAGGAGACUCUUGGGGCAUAACCACAGACCAUGACGUGUGGAUUUGAGUGUGUGAAAAGUAUGGGAGAUGAGUUUAGCAUUAAAUAAACAUUAAAAAAAAAAAACCCACAAAACAAACAAGAAAAAAAAAAAAAAAGAAAGAAGGAAGGAAAGGAAACCCUCUAUCACCAGGAGAAGCCCACCAACAAUAUGAUCAGACGAACCUGUCAUGCCUCUCCUUCAGUGCAGUCACCGUGCACUGAAUUCUUGUCUGAACAACUUGUUUGGAAGGGAUUCUGAUGGGGAGCCCUCUCCUGGCAGUGUGCCCAGCAGCCUGCUUGCUCCUGGGAGUCUGCAGCAUCUGCGAGCUGCUGGGGCCAGUUCAGAAAACUCAGAUGCGACCUCUGAGUUGGAAACAUGCUGUAUCUUGGGGUAGAUACUUUGCUCCAGAAGGCAAAACAGAAGGGGUAGAAUUGAGAGCGCUGGCUGCCCACCUUACUUGCUCUCAGGACUAUUACUAGCCACGCUCCCCUUUUUUUUUUUUUUGGCCUUGGUGGUUAGCUGGUCAAAGCCAUAGCUCACCUGCUUCCUGGGCCAAGGUGCAGUCUGCACAGUGGUGUGGAAGCAGCACUGCUAAUCUUUUGAGGCUGGGAGAAGCUUGUCGCUGGCGAUGGGCUUUUGUGUCAGGGAAGAAAAGCCAAGUCCAACUCCCAGUGCCAAAACGGCCGGCUGCACGAUGCCGCUUGGUUUGGUUUGUUUCCUAGUCACCAGAUUACUGACUUUGCAUCUCUGUGAAGGAGACUUCUACCUGCAUGUGUAUCCCUCUGUGCUCACCCCGCAUGCUGAAGCAUGUGAGUAAGGGCAUCUCAGCAGCUGGCCCAGGGACUUAAGAGUUUCCCAGUUCCAGUGGCCGGCACAAUCUUCUUUUGGUUUCUUUCCUUUCUGGUGUUAUUCUUUGCUGGAGUGGGGGGAAUGUGUUUUGGCUCGGAGCACUUUGUUGCUAACGUUUAUGGUCUGUGUUACGGGGACCAUGCUGCAUUAGCUGUGCGGAGGUGCUGCUGCAUGUGGUGCUGCCUCAGGUGGGCGUACAGAACACGUGUACCACUAGCAGAUUGUCCUCUGGCUGGGAAUUUGGAUGCCAAGCUGAGAUGUGCUCCUGUAAGAGCCACUUCAGCAUGCCCUCAAACUGCUGUAGACAUCAGUGUGUUUCAGGACUUGUGGGUGGCAACCCACAAUUGAUAUUUAGCCUGCCUGGGCACCUAGGCUGCUAGGUGUUGGGCCAUAGUGCCUUACAGAUAGAGCUGGGAUCCUGAGGGGGUCAGGAUCUCAUGAGGAACACAAACUACCAGGCAGAGUUCCCCAUCCUCCUGCAUUACAUCAGCAGUGAUACACAAUCACGCUAUUUCUCAUCCGAUACCUUUGACUUCUUUCCUUUCUUUGUAAACUGGCUGCUGUCUUGCCGCAGCCCUUGGUGGGUUCAGUCCUUCCAGGUUUGUUUCUACGGGCGUAGGUCUGUCCUCAGAUAGGAGAACAACCAGCUCUUCAUAUGAGACAGUGCCCUCAGAGACUGAACCAGCUGCACUUCGAGUCCACCCAUUUGUCUGAAGGUGGAAAAAUCAAGAGGCUCAGGCUCUGGUAGUUGUCUUCUCAGCUCAAGGGAGAGUCCCUGCUUCCUUAGGAAAGUGUUGCCCCACGUUCUGCUUCAGACAGACCACAGUUUUCUGUCUGUGUGAUCUGUGGCUUGAAGUUCGUCUUUCUCUUGGGGCUUUCUCAUUCCUGUUCCCUUUGGAGCUGUCAGGUGCCCGGUGCCGCAGCCCCAGCUGUGUUGUGAACCUGAAAUAGUCCUAGUGAACACGCUGAGCCUGCUGCAGAGUGGCGGCAAGGGGGAAUCUGACCCCAGGGCCUUUCUUCCUUCCCUAUAUAACAAAAUUCAUGAGCUUAGCCCCAUCUGCUUCCAUCACUCCACCAGGGGACCCGGUGCUUUGCACUCAGCCCACUGCUGCUGGAUUUGGUCCCCACUGGACACCUUCCUUGUGAGCUGAGCCUGCCCGCUCUGCAGCCAGCCUUCAGCAGGACUGUGCCCCACCAGUGCUUGAAUGCUCAGAGCAGGACAGGAACCAGCCAAGAACUGGCUUUGCCGCCUGGGUUAGGAACUGAGAGACCUUCUAUAAUGAAUUCUCUUUGAUGAUCCCAUCCCAUCUUAUGCUGAUCCGUGUCAGUUUAGAUGUUGGAGCUGACGUGGUCUCCCCAAGUCGUGCUCUUUUCUUGAAGGGGAAGACCACACUGCAUCAAAGCUGGCAUCUUUCAGGGUACUUCAGAGAUGGUAAAAGCAGAAUCCACGUUUCACCACCACCACGGUCCUGCUGUGUUAAUGAAUUCCAGCACGGUUAUCAUCUAGCGAUGUCUUUCACAUGCACAACAACCUAAAAACACCCCAAUUGGUUUUCCAGCUUUUUAUGAAAAGAUAGAAAUAGGACUGACCUUUCUGUAAGCCGACGAGGACUGGAGAUGUGGCUUCCAUUUUUGGGUCAUUUUAUUUCACAGUCAGCAUUAGUGACUCGUAAGAACAACACAAAAAUCAUGUACAGGUCCAAUGAAGCUCAGACUCACUGCUGAAGUACAUGAAGUGAAAGCAUAUGUAAAUACUGGUGCAAAAAGCAGUGUCUUGCAAGACAAUUUAUUUAACAUGUAUUGGUACUUUUAUUUAGAUUCAAUGUAUAAAGCGACUUUGUGCACUUUUCCUACAUACAGUAUUUGGGGGUUUUAUGUUCUUUUGUUAUGGGUUUUGUGCUGUCUUUUUUUUAAUCGGUGAAAUUGUUAAGUAUUUAAUUUAUUAUUGAUGUGCCCAGAGGACUAGUGCAAUUUUUAUUCAAUACAGUUUGUCUGUAUUUAAUGUCAGGAUUUUUUUUUUUGUAGCAGUGUUAGGGAAUAUUUUUCAAAUCCUGCCUUUUUUUCCCUGCCCUUUUCCUUUCUCUUCCCCCCCCCCCCCCCCCUUUCUCUUCUAUUUUCAUUAUACAGAUAGUGAGGCAUUAAAUGCCUCUAGUUUGUAAUAUAAUCAAACACUUUAGUACGUCCUGCGGUUUCUAAAACAAAAAAAUGGUUCUCCAGGAAAAUAAUGUUAAGGAGGCACUUCUCAAUGUUUUCUGUGUUUAUUUGAUUUCUUGGGUUGGGGUGGGUGUGUGUGUGUGUGUGUGCGCGCGCGUGCCUAGAUGCUUGGAGUGGGGAAGUUGUACAAAAAGUUUGUUUUCAGCAAAAUAAAUGGCCAAGCAGGCUCCAGGGAAGGUCAGACAUGAACACUCCUUUUCUUUAAAUUCAAGUACAGCUGUAUUUGUGUUGUACAAUCACAUUUGAAAGAUUUAAUGCCAAAAACUACUCUUCUCGUUCUUCCUUUAAUCUCAAAGAGUGCAUUUGGCAUCUCUGUGACAGUAACUUGCGCCCACACUUAACAUGAGAAGCUUUGCCUUUGUCUAGAAAGCAACAUGCCAGGCGUUCUCCAAACACAAAUGGACCAAAACCUGCAGAUUCUGUCAUCUCCUGUGUUUUUAAGAGCUGCAUGAAUAUUUAUAUACCUGUACCAGCUUUUGAGUUGACCCAAACCCUAUAACCAGGUGCCUGGAAUUAUAGCCUAGGUUUCAAUCUUAGGGCGCUGGCACAUCUCUGAUUCCACAUGGGACAACUUCAAGUUGCUGGCAAGUUGAAAUGAUCCCCCCCCCCUGUGAUCCCUCUCCAGGUGUCAUCUGGGCUUGCCUCAGGUGUUUUUGAUAUCGUGGUCUUUGCAAUGUGCAAUUCCUUCAAGCAGUCUCAAGGCAAAACGUGGAACUGAUGUUCCUAAAGAGAAAAAAAGAUUUGGCAAGCUGAGACUGCCAUCAGCAUAAAAUAGAUGAGUAACAUCUCAGAGUAGCCCACGGGGCUGUGAUUAUGCAAAAGUACAACAGGACCUCCUAAAGAAAUGCACUGAUAUGUGGCUGGCCAGUGGCCUAACGCAGCUGUCAGCUCCAGGCUGCUGCUGGCCGCCCUUGUCCCACCUCUCGCUCACUGCCCGAGCAUUAUUGCUUUCAACCAAAGACAAACCAGAAUGAACGGAUUCAAUGUGAUAUUAAACCACAGGUUUGCUGAUGACAAACGUCGGUGUGCGUGCGUGAGAGAGCAUUUGGUGCUGUUAUGCGGAGAAGAGGCGGGGAAGGAGGAACCGAGCAGGAGGAAGGAGAGUGGGAGUUUGAAACAACGCUUUUUUUCUUUGAGAUUCCAAAAUAUAGAGUGCUGUUUCCAUAGGAAUGUGAUUCAUAUCGCAGUCUGCCCGCUGGUUCCUCCGCCUUGUAGGGAACGUGGGCUGGGAUGCAGCGCUCCAGAGCUGUACGCCCAGGCCUGCGUUAGCGGGAAGACAGAAUGGCUACGGGGGGGAGGGAGCGAGGGGCAGAGGUGGGGUUAGGAGCACAGGAGCGUUGGUGUGGAUUCCUCAUCCUGGAGUAAGGCAGCCCUGGAGGUGGGCGAGCUCAGCCAGCUUCUUGGUGGCCAAAGCUCCGCACCUUCCGAGCUGAAACCUUCAGCCGCUCUGCGCCGGGGCUGGCACCUGCUGUAAAUACGCGUCACCUAUGAACCUCCCUCACUUGCCUGCUUCCAGUACCACUUUGGACCACGUUUUUUAAUCCCCCCUCCCCCCCCAGUUCCUCUACACAGCCUGUAACGAUGGAACCAGAUAUUCUGUACGUUAUUAUCUUUGUACAAUUUUAAAGCCGUUGCUGUGGUGUCUGCCUUUUUUUUCCUCCUUUCUCUUCUAUCGUCUCUUGAAACACUGUUAAUAAAAACCUAGAUGAACUCC